AUGGCUGAUCAGCGUGCAAUAACCGACUAUUCCCAUGAGGAUUCUGCGGUCAAGCCGCCGUCUUCGUGGAAAAGCUACCUUUGGGAUACGUUCGACCUCCCAACAGAAGAACGUUGGCUUCUGUUCAAGCUAGAUGCGUGUGUACUAACAUUUUCAUCAAUUGGCUACUUUCUCAAGUAUCUCGACUUGAACAAUGUUACAAAUGCGUAUCUUAGUGGUAUGGAGGAGGACUUGGAAAUGUUUGGAAAUCAACUAGUCACCAGCACUUCGAUAUUUACCGUCGGCUACGUUAUCGGCCAAGUGCCAUUCAACCUGCUAUUGACUCGAGUUUCACCCCGCUGGGUGAUUCCCUCUCUUGAAGUUGGUUGGGGCAUAGCAGUCAUAUUGGGUAUCUUCGAGUCUGGUUUCUACCCUGGUAUACACUAUAUGCUAGGGUCGUGGUACAAACCUUCCGAGAUUGGCAAACGGGCAAUGAUCUUCUGGCUAGCUGGAUCGGUAGGCCAAUUGUUCAGCGGUUUUCUACAAUCGGCAGCUUAUACGAAUCUCGAUGGAGUAUACGGACGGGCAGGUUGGAGAUGGCUUUUCAUCAUCGAUGGUAUCAUAACAUUCCCACUGGCAGUGGCUGGAUACUUUUUCUUUCCAAAUCUUCCCCACAGUGGUAUAAAGACAUGGUAUAUUACCGAGGAAGAACAGGAGAUCUCCGUUAAAAGAAUGAAGUCUAUUGGACGAGCAGGAAAGGCGCCUUGGACGAAGGCCAAAGUGAAAGCGUUACUGACAAGCUGGCAUACAUACCUUCUACCUCUAUUAUAUGUCAUAUGGAACAAUGGAAGUCUGCAGCCAGCUAUGGGUUAUUGGCUGAAGAGCUUCAACAAAACCCCCCCACCGGUACCUGGAACUCAUUACUCUAUAUCACAAAUCAACAAUUUACCCAAUAUUACAAUUGCUAUAUUUAUUGCGAUGGCUUUGUUAUGGGGAUGGCUAUCUGAUGGAGUAUGUCGCGGGGCUCGAUGGCCAUUCAUUUAUAUCGGCGCGGUCAUAACCCUAUUGUUCUCUAUCCUUCUACGUCAAAUGCCACUGUAUGAGAAUAUACAUGGUCGUAUGGUUGUGUUCUGGCUCAGCAAUAUUGGUGGCGGAGCUGGUCCACUUAUACUUACCUGGAUAAACGAAAUUUGUACUGCGGACACAGAAAAAAGGGCGUUCACCGUUGCGCUGGCUAAUGAUCUUGCUUAUGUCGUGCAGGCUGUUGCCCCGAAUUUUGUUUGGAAAACCACAGACUUCCCCGCAGCCCAAAAAGGAUACCUUUGGUCAAUAAUUCUGCAAAUUUUACUGGUUGUUCUGACUGCUGUAAUACAAUUUCUGCUAUGGCGUGACUCGAGGAAAGAGGCAUCCCGAAGAAUUUAUGUAAAUUCGUCGGAGGCAGAUUCCGAGGAUCUAGUACCGAACCUGUCGAAAGAGCCAGAUCUCAAAGGUGCUAUUGGUACGUCGCGAGUGGCCCCAGACCUGGACCAUCAAGUUUAG
Molecule: messenger RNA, 1518 nt
Organism: Talaromyces amestolkiae
Lineage: Eukaryota; Fungi; Ascomycota; Eurotiomycetes; Eurotiales; Trichocomaceae
Exons: 11
Coding region: 1-1518 (505 amino acids)
Biological process (GO): transmembrane transport
Cellular component (GO): membrane
Molecular function (GO): transmembrane transporter activity
Source: RefSeq, a predicted model, not a curated record